Messenger RNA from Metarhizium brunneum ARSEF 3297, 2400 nucleotides. Its product is annotated as ABC multidrug transporter B. Gene Ontology annotation, biological process: transmembrane transport. Gene Ontology annotation, molecular function: ATP binding; ABC-type transporter activity; ATP hydrolysis activity. The record is from RefSeq and is a predicted model, not a curated record. NCBI's taxonomy places the organism in Eukaryota, Fungi, Ascomycota, Sordariomycetes, Hypocreales, Clavicipitaceae. Gene Ontology annotation, cellular component: membrane.
AUGGCCGGUGAAGUUCCGUUGAAGUCCGGGACAAUUGAGACCAGGCAACGCAGCCUGGCUUAUUGCGACCAAACACCUUGGGUCACAAACGUCAGCGUAAAGGAUAAUAUUAUCGCGCAGUCAGAAUACGACCAGCAGUGGCUCGCAACUGUACUCCACGCAUGCCAAUUAGACGUGGAUGUGUCUGCGUUCCCCAUGGGAGUGGCGACCAUCGUGGGAUCAGGAGGCGUUGCACUGAGCGGCGGUCAGAAGCAGCGCGUGGCCAUGGCGAGAGCAGUAUACUCGCGCAAAACGUUUGUAAUUCUCGACGACGUCUUCAGCGGCCUGGACAACAAGACGUCACGCGCCGUCUUCCAAAGGCUGCUUGGAAGUGGCGGCCUGCUACGUAAUGACGGCCAGACAGUAGUUCUUGCUACUAAUAACGUCAGCUUCCUUGAGGCGGCAGAUUACAUCACCAUGUUGGAGAAAGGUAAGAUUGUCCGCAACCAGGUGCAGUAUUCGGCCUUUGAUCAACAGGACUGGGGUAUCAACCAAGACGAGACCGAGUCGGAUGACUCCUCAUUUGAGGUUGACGGAAAUGAAUCCAGUCGUCAUGCAAAACGACGAGAGGCGGACCGAGCCCAGGCUAUGAGACACGCCGAGGCCGAGCUCAGCCGCCAAACAGGUGAUAUUGACUGUUACAAAAUCUAUCUCAAGUCGAUGGGACUGCCGGUUGUCACUGCUACUUUGAUCCUCGUCAUUAUCACCGUGGCUGCGGAUAAGAUGCCCCAAAUAUGGCUGCGCCUAUGGACACAACACGGCACUACCUCUACCUCUGAUAAUCUAAGCUACAUGGGAGGCUAUGUCGCGUUUAUUGUCCUAGCCAUGAUUGGCGGAGUGGUCAACAUAGCUUUCUUCGCCAUUAUUGGCAUUCCCAAGUCUGCGAAGCGCCUUCAUGCCAUGUUACUGGCCGCCGUGAUUCAAGCCCCCUUUCACUUUUUCACCUGUACGGAUAACGGGUUGACUCUCAACAGAUUCAGCCAGGACAUGAGUCUGCUUGAUCAAGCCUUGCCCUUUGCAUUUAUUGCGACCGUUGCGGCCGUGGUUCAAGCCAUUGCCGAGACGGCAAUCAUUGCUUCUGGAUCAUCGUACAUUGGCGCAAUCUUGCCCGUUUGCUUUGUAGCUGUGUACUUGAUCCAACACUACUACCUCAAAACAUCUCGCCAAGUUCGAAUCUUGGACCUGGAGAUGAAGUCGCCGUUAUACACACAUUUCACGGAGACUCUGGCCGGGCUCUCCACCAUUCGCGCAUUUGGAUGGACUAUGGCGGUAAAGGAAGAAAACCUUUGCAGAUUGAACACGUCCCAAAGGCCUUACUAUACCAUGUUUUGCAUCCAGCGGUGGCUCCAAGUCAUCUUGGAUUUAUUUACUGCCGGUAUGGCGCUCGUGCUUGUUACAUUCGCCGUCAUGUUUCCAUGGACAACCUCGAACGGUGCCAUCGGCUUGGCCAUGGUAAACAUAAUCAGCUUUGAAUUUACGCUUUCUAUGGUUAUUACCCAGUGGACGCAGCUGGAAACUUCACUUGGUGCCAUUACCCGGCUAAAGUGGUUUAUAAAGAACACGCCCAGUGAGAACAAGCUGCAAGAGAAUCAGGAGCCGCCUCCCGGUUGGCCAUCACGGGGUCUAAUUGAACUUGAUAAUGUGACUGCUGCUUACAAAGACGGUGCCGAUCCGGUUCUGCUCGGCGUCAGUCUUACUAUUGCGCCAGGACAAAAAGUCGGAAUCUGUGGCCGAUCUGGAAGCGGCAAGUCAUCUCUUGUGGCCACGCUGGCCCGCCUUCUCGAAUUGCAGCCCGGAAGCACGAUUCGCAUUGACGGCGUCAAUCUUGCCACUGUACCGAGACAAACGAUCCGCUCACGACUCAUUUCGCUCCCGCAGGAUGCGCUGCGCCUGGCAGGAACCGUCCGCCACAACCUCGACCCGGAGCAAUCUAUCCAAGCUGACGAAGCGCUCAUAGAGGCCCUCACAAAGACGGCAAUCUGGCCCUAUAUUGAAGCCAAGGGUGGUCUCGAGGCCAAGGUAGAAGACUUGAUAUUCUCAGCUGGACAACUGCAGCUAUUCUGCCUUGCUAGAGUAGUCUUGCGACACGGCAGAGCUGCUAGCCGUGGUGCAGUUAUUCUCCUUGAUGAAGCAACAAGCAGCGUGGACCGUCGCACCGACGACCAGGUCCGCGAUGCUAUUAGUGCCAACCUGGAUGGGCGCACCGUCAUAGAGGUUGCGCAUCGGCUUGACGUUAUACGUCACUAUGAUGUUAUUGUUGUCAUGGCUGAGGGGAGAGUUGUCGAGACCGGUCCUCCUGAUGAGCUCCUUGCACAGUCUGGGUCUGAAUUCGCGGCGCUGUGGGCAAGUAGAGGUCUGUAA